UGAAUGACGUCAUGUCCCAUUGCGCGUCGCCUGUUUCCGGCUGGCUGCAAAGCCGCUGCAGUCUGUGCUUUUAUUUUGAAAGGGCGCGGUCGGUGUCCAGGGCGCGCGGCUUGACUGCGCGCCUCAGUCUCCGCCGCCGUCGUCAUGGUGCAGAUGAUGGAGUCUCAGUGUGAGUACUUCAUGUAUUUCCCGGCGGUGCCCAUCACCGACCUGUCGGACCCGGCUCGGUACCGGACCCUGCCCCGCCGGAGUCACCUGUACCUGGGGGAGACAGUCCGCUUCCUGCUGGUGCUCCGCUGCAGGGACGCGGGCGGGACACCGACCGAGCACCGCCCCGCAGAGGGCACUGACAGAGCCACGGUGGGGUUUGGGAAGGAGUCAUCCAGUUGUCGUGCGUGGCGGGAUCUAGCUGGUUCCCUGUGCGCUGUGGCCAGCGUGAGCCCCGGUGAGAGCAGUCGCCACCGAGGCAGCCAUCAACACCAUCAUCACCACGACUACCAGAGCAGCAGCGACGAGGCCAACGACGAUGGCGAGGAGGACUACAUCGCCGCUGCUGCGGCGGCCAUUGCAGCCCUUGGCAGCAGGAUUGAUUCCCGCUGUCAAAGUUUUAGGGACUGCAAACCGCUGCUCAUUCACAACUCAACAGGAACAGCAGCCCGGGAGUUCCGCAGGGCACCUGUCCAGUCUCCUCUAGACGAGCCGGUGGUUCUGACAGAUGAAGUCAUCUUCCCGCUGACCGUGUCUCUGGACAAACUCCCCGUCAGCACCCUCAAAGUGAAGGUGAUGGUCACAGUGUGGAAGAAGGAGGCGGAGAAAGCGGAGGUUCAGGAGCUCGGAUACCUGAGUGUUCUACAGCAGCGAGAGCCAACACACACCUUCAGACAUGACCUGAACACCUUCAAGGCUCAGGUCAGCACCACCCUGACCGUCCUGCCUCCUCCCACCGUCCGCUGUAAGCAGAUGACCGUCUCUGGGAAACAGCUCGCCGUCCUGAAAGUGUUGAACGAGUCGUCCCAGGAGGAGCUGAGUAUUCGGGAUGUUCGGAUCUUACCCAACCUUAACGCCUCCUACCUUCCCAUGAUGCCAGACGGCUCUGUGCUGCUGGUGGACAACGUGUGUCACCAGUCGGGGGAAGUGGGCAUGGCGUCCUUCUGCAGGGUGGUCAGCCAGGCCUGUCGCCUUCCCAGCAUGCUCAGCGCACUGGAGGAGCACGACUUCCUGUUCCAGCUGCAUCUUAACAACAUGCUGCAGGACGACUCCAACGAGGGUCUGGAGGUUUCGCUCGUGGCUGUGCUGCAGUGGUCAACUCCCAAGAUGCCUUUCACCAACUGUAUCUAUACCCACUACAGUUUGCCCAGCAUCCGUUUGGACCGUCCCCGGUUUGUCAUGACGGCGAGCUGUCCGAGUACAGUGAAGGUGAAGGAGCACUUUAAGGUCAAAUACGUUCUUCUCAACAACCUGCAGGACUUCCUGGCUGUUCGGCUUGUCUGGACUCCUGAGGGGCGUGGUCAGGGCGAGGACACGGCGCUGGCGGCGGUGGUUUGCCACACCCCCCUCAGUAACCUGGGUCACUGUCGUAAGGGCAGCACUCUGUCCUUCAGCGUGUCCUUCCAGAUCCUCAGACCUGGACUCUAUGAGCUGAGUCAGCACAUGAAGCUGAAGCUCCAGUUCACGGCGUCGGUCGCCAACCCGCCGCCUGACGCUCGCCCGCUCUCACGUAAGAACAGUCCAUCCAGCCCUGCCGUUCGAGACCUGCUGGACCGACACCAGGCCAGUCUGGGUCGGUCCCAGUCCUUCUCCCACCAGCAGCCGUCUCGCUCUCACAUCAUGAGGACGGGCAGUGCCAUGGAGCGGCGGGCCAUCACGCCACCCGUGGGCUCUCCUGUGGGCCGGCCCCUCUACCUGCCACCGCAGGACAAAAGCCUGCUGUCCCUGGACAAGAUUGCAAAGAGGGAGUGUAAAGUCCUGGUGGUGGAUCCCGUCGGCUAGAAGACGUUUCCGCGUUUCUUAAGUCAGUGGAAAGUCACAGCAGACUUUGUUCCCUUCGAUCAAAAACACACCAACGCGACUGUACAGGUUCUGAUUCUCUGUUAAAUUAUUUCUGUUAUGUCACACACGAGACCUCGGAAACUUUGACAUGUUUCAACAUGUUUUGAAAGUCGUGACCUGAUUUAUUUCAGUGUUAUUUACAAUCAGUAUAAAGGAUUCAAACAGAAAAGUCUCAGGUCGGUGAGGAGUUUGGAACCAAAUUUACUUGAUUUUUACAUUUUUCACAAUUUUUCAUUUUUAAUUUAAAGAAACAUUCAAUCAAACUGAAACAUAAACGUGUUCUUAUUUAAUAUGUUUUGAGUUUUGAAAACAAAACAAUCAACAUUAUUUUCUUUUGCUCACAAACAAAAUGUUAUUAAUGAAUGAAAACGUAACUGAAACAUUUAUAAACACAACAAAUUAAAACGCCGACAAACUCUGACUUCCUGGAAAUGUUGCUUAUUGAGCCGUUGAUGUAUUAUUGUUGUUUUCAAAAAGAACAAAUAAACAAAUGUGUGAAA
Molecule: messenger RNA, 2549 nt
Organism: Thalassophryne amazonica
Lineage: Eukaryota; Metazoa; Chordata; Actinopteri; Batrachoidiformes; Batrachoididae
Gene: trappc14
Product: microtubule associated protein 1
Exons: 13
Coding region: 145-1989 (614 amino acids)
Biological process (GO): cilium assembly
Cellular component (GO): TRAPPII protein complex
Molecular function (GO): alpha-tubulin binding
Source: RefSeq, a predicted model, not a curated record